ACCCACGAGUUGCGUAACAUCUUCACCACAAAACACCAUAAAAACCAGCUGAAGACUGUCUUUUGCAUUUUUGAAGUGUCGCUUUAGUUGGAGAAAAUGUCUACGAAAGUUGUGGUGCAUUACUUCAAUGGACGAGGGAAAAUGGAGUCGGUCCGCUGGCUGCUGGCUGCAGCCGGAGUCGAGUUUGAGGAAGUGAUUUUGACCAAAAGGGAGCAGUAUGAAAAACUACUCAAUGAUGGAGCCAUGAUGUUUCAGCAGGUGCCUUUGAUUGAAAUAGACGGGAUGUACCUCGUGCAGUCAAGGGCCAUCAUGAAUUACAUCGCCGGAAAAUACAAUCUCUAUGGAAAAGACCUUAAAGAACGGGCUCUGAUCGACAUGUAUACAGAGAGUACCAUUGAUGUAAUGGAUAUGAUUAUAGUGCAACCUUUUUCACCACCUGAAAACAAACAGAAACAACUCAGUGCUAUAGAGCAAACGGCCAAAAGUCGCCAUCUGCCUGCGUUUGAAAAGGGUCUUAAAAACUCCCAGUUCCUUGUGGGAAACCAGUUGAGCCGUGCCGACGUUCACCUUCUUGAAGUCACUCUGAUGCUGCAGGAGUUAUUCCCUACAAUACUUUCAACCUUUCCCAACAUCCAGGCGUUUCAGGAGAAAAUGAAGGCCUUGCCAACAAUCAGCAAGUUCCUCCAGCCUGGCAGCAAGAGAAAAUCUCCACCUGAUGAGGCGUAUGUGAAAGUUGUGAAGGAGGUGUUGAGCCACUAUUUUAAGUAGAAGGCCCACAGAAAAACCAUGGCUUUACAUUAAUUGUUAAUGAAUUUAAAUGAAUUUAAAACCAUUAGACGAUGUCAAUCACUAAUUAAGUUACAAACCUACAUGUUAGAAGAUUAAAGCUGAGACUCUAAAAUGGACAGAUUUAUUUGGAAUGUACAAGAUACAAAUUGGUGAUAAAAAUUGAUGAAAUGAACAUUGCAAAUAUCCAGACGACGAUGUGAGAAAGGUCCAAGUGCGGUCUGUCCAUGGACCCUUAGAAGAUCAAAAGCCGCAAAACCAUCAGGAAGCUGAAAACAGAAGACAGUCUGAAUGGCCAUUUAUACCAAACCAUCAGAAUAAACAUCAGCGAGCGACUCUCAGUGCUUUGACAGACUGUUCAUCGUGACACUUCUGCACAUGUCAAUGUGACCUAACAUGUAUUUGCUCUAGUAAUAUCAUACCAAUAAAUAUGAUUCAAUAUAA
Molecule: messenger RNA, 1230 nt
Organism: Labeo rohita (rohu)
Lineage: Eukaryota; Metazoa; Chordata; Actinopteri; Cypriniformes; Cyprinidae
Gene: gsta.1
Product: glutathione S-transferase, alpha tandem duplicate 1
Exons: 6
Coding region: 97-768 (223 amino acids)
Biological process (GO): glutathione metabolic process
Molecular function (GO): glutathione transferase activity
Source: RefSeq, a predicted model, not a curated record